Molecule: messenger RNA, 1269 nt
Organism: Sphaeramia orbicularis (orbiculate cardinalfish)
Lineage: Eukaryota; Metazoa; Chordata; Actinopteri; Kurtiformes; Apogonidae
Product: T-box transcription factor T-A
Exons: 8
Coding region: 1-1269 (422 amino acids)
Biological process (GO): positive regulation of DNA-templated transcription; somitogenesis; regulation of transcription by RNA polymerase II
Cellular component (GO): chromatin; nucleus
Molecular function (GO): RNA polymerase II cis-regulatory region sequence-specific DNA binding; DNA-binding transcription factor activity, RNA polymerase II-specific
Source: RefSeq, a predicted model, not a curated record
AUGACUUCUUCUUCCAACCCCGACCAGCGCCUGGAGCAUCUCCUCAGCGCCGUGGAGAGCGAGUUCCAGAAGGGCAGCGAGAAGGGAGACGCAUCCGAGAGGGAUAUAAAACUGACUCUGGAGGACGCGGAUUUAUGGAACAAGUUCAAAGAGCUGACCAACGAGAUGAUUGUCACCAAAACUGGAAGGAGGAUGUUUCCAGUGCUCAGGGCCAGUGUGACGGGCCUGGACCCAAACGCCAUGUAUUCAGUGUUGCUGGAUUUCGUGGCCGCAGACAAUAACCGGUGGAAAUACGUGAACGGCGAGUGGGUUCCCGGCGGCAAACCGGAGCCCCAGAGCCCCAGCUGCGUUUACAUCCACCCGGACUCCCCCAACUUCGGAGCGCACUGGAUGAAAGCCCCGGUUUCCUUCAGCAAAGUCAAACUCUCCAAUAAACUGAACGGAGGCGGACAGAUUAUGCUGAAUUCUCUGCACAAAUACGAGCCCAGGAUACACAUCGUUAAAGUUGGAGGUAUUCAGAAGAUGAUCAGCAGCCAGUCUUUCCCUGAAACACAGUUCAUUGCUGUCACUGCUUACCAGAAUGAAGAGAUUACUGCUCUGAAGAUCAAGCACAAUCCAUUUGCCAAAGCCUUCUUAGAUGCCAAAGAAAGGAGUGACCAUAAAGAAGUUCCAGAUCACAGCGCAGACAAUCAACAAUCCGGCUACUCUCAACUUGGUGGUUGGUUCCUCCCAGGCCAGACUCCCAUCUGCCCCAGCAGCAGCCCUCCACAGUUCAGCGGCACGGCGGGCCACUCCUCUGGAUCAUACUGCGAGCGCUACUCCAGCCUGAGGAGCCACAGGGCGGCCCCUUACCCGAGCCACUACCCCCACCGCACCUCCACCACGAACAACUACAUGGACAACACUUCAGGAACUCUGCCCACUCAUGACAGCUGGUCCGCUCUUCAGAUCCCCAACUCGACAGGCAUGGGUACCCUGUCCCACACCACCAACUCCACCACCAACUCCAGUCAGUACCCCAGCCUAUGGUCAGUAGCGGGGACCACCCUCACCCCUUCAGGCUCCGCCUCCGGCUCCAUCCCAGGCGGUCUGACCUCCCAGUUCCUGAGGGGCUCCUCCUACACCGGCCUGACCUCGUCGCUGCCCGUCUCCUCGCCCUCCUCCAUGUACGACCCCAGCCUGAGCGAGGUCGGUGUCGGCGAGGCCCAGUUCGAGAGCUCCAUCGCCCGGCUCGCUGCGUCCUGGGCUCCUGUCGCUCAGAGCUACUGA